ACCUGCUCAGAAGCAUAGUGACGUUGUCGCGCUAUUGUGAUAUAUAAAUACCAGCGCAGCAGCCAGCCUCCCUCUCCAAAAGGACUAGCCGAAAAGCUCCAGAUGAAUUAACUGCAUUCCCACCUUCAAAUGAAUUCUGCACCGUGCAGAGCUGGAGCUUGCUGUUUUACUUUGCUAACAGUAAACUACACAUUCAUCACAAUCAAACAAGAUACUUUGAUUUGAUAAGAAAAUGUAUCUUAGUUUACAUAACAAUAAUGAUUAGAUUGUGGGCGUUUUGAGAUCAGCAAAGAUGCAAAAACGGAUUAUUGAGUGUGUGCUGCUCCCGCCUGGAAUUGACACGAGGACUUGUUGACUUGAUCGUUGUGUAACAUAGUCAACUUCUUCAAAACAUUUCGUUGCUUUGAUACAAGUCUUUAACAGCACCACGUCGAUAAAGGCGCGCGUCUGAAGUGGAAAAGACAUGGAAAUGCGCACUGCGCGAACGGCGAAACUCGGACGUGCCAUGGACAGUGUAUGAAACGCUCAGCCUUAUGGGCCAUUUCCUGAUUCAUCUCCCUGACCUCCAACCCCACCCCCACCUCCCCGCUAUGAAUCCCCAAGACUGCACCUCCAUCCCUGGGGAUUUCAACCUCUCCUCCUCCUCCAGGGGCUACUCCACGGUCACCAACCUCUUCAUGAAUGAGUCCGGCGAGAGCGCUCCCUUCCAGGACAGCAGCACCGUUAUCACGGCAGUAAUCUCUAUGACUGUAUUCAUGGUGGGCCUCCUGGGCAACACGCUGGCCAUCUACGUGGUCCUGCGCUAUGCCAAGAUGAAGACUGUCACCAACAUGUACCUUCUGAACUUAGCCCUGGCAGAUGAAUUGUACAUCUUAGGACUUCCCUUCCUGACCACCCAGAACGUGCUCUCUUAUUGGCCGUUCGGGCAGUUUCUGUGCCGUGUGGUCAUGACGGUAGACUCCAUCAACCAGUUCACCAGCACCUUCUGCCUGACCGUAAUGAGCAUUGACCGCUACCUGGCCGUGGUGCACCCCAUUCGGAGCGUCAAGUGGCGGCAGCCGAAGGUGGCUAAGAUCAUAAACGGGCUGGUGUGGGUGGUGUCGUUCGUGGUGGUGCUGCCGGUCACCAUCUACUCAGAUGUUCAGGACCGCUUCAACUCGUGCAACAUGAGCUGGCCUGAUCCCCAGGAGCUGUGGUCAACGGUCUUCAUCCUCUACACGGCCAUCUUGGGCUUCUUCGGCCCCCUGCUGAUCAUCUGCCUCUGCUACCUGCUCAUCAUCAUCAAGGUGAAGUCUGCCGGGGCCAGGGCGGGCCUGACCAAGCGGCGCCGCUCCGAACGCAAAGUCACCCGCAUGGUGGUCAUCAUCGUGGUGGUCUUUGUCAUCUGCUGGCUGCCCUUCUUCACCACCAACAUAGUCAACCUCGUCUUCAUCAUACCAGAGAACAGUGUCACCGCCGGCGUCUACUUCUUCCUGGUCAUCAUGACCUACGUCAACUCCUGUGCCAACCCGCUCCUCUACGGCUUCCUGUCUGACAACUUCAAGCAGAGCUUCAGGAAGGUCCUGUGUCUCCACAAGGCGAACGGGGUUGGGGUGGGGGACGGAGGAGACAUGGGGAGUGGAGGAGGACGUCCCAUAUCUCCUAGGCUGGAGAGGGUGGAGACGACGCAGCAGCAUGACCCGCUCUUCACCCCCCGGAUCAUGGACUUCAACAAUGGACACAUGCAGAACAACCAAUGUGUUCAAAUUGAGACUUGUGCCAACAUGACGACGGAGCUUCUGCCCUUAGAGAGCCCAGUGAUUGAUCAGUCUACGCUAUGAUGAGGCCUGAUAGGUCAGUCUACGCUAUGAUGAGGCCUGAUUGGUCAGUCUACGCUUUGAUAAUCCCUGAUUGGUCUGUCUACGCUUUGAUGAGCCCUGAUUGGUGAGUCUACACUUUGAUAAGCCCUGACUGGUUAGUCUAUGCUUUGAUGAGCCAAGCC
Oncorhynchus keta (chum salmon) is the source of this 1981-nucleotide messenger RNA. Its product is annotated as somatostatin receptor type 5-like. Gene Ontology annotation, molecular function: neuropeptide binding; somatostatin receptor activity. Gene Ontology annotation, biological process: cellular response to glucocorticoid stimulus; regulation of insulin secretion; neuropeptide signaling pathway. The record is from RefSeq and is a predicted model, not a curated record. Gene Ontology annotation, cellular component: membrane; neuron projection. Lineage: Eukaryota; Metazoa; Chordata; Actinopteri; Salmoniformes; Salmonidae.